AUGUUUACAAAAAUUUCUAUUUUUUAUCCAUAUAAUAUAAUAACCAUUGCUACUACUACUACUACUACUACUACUACUACUACUACUACUACUACUACUACUACUACUACUACUACUACUACUACUACUACUACUACUACUACCAAUACUACUAAUAAUAAUAGUGACAAUAAUAAUAGUAGUAUUAGAAGUAAUAAUCCCAGACUUUAUAAUCAUAUGUUAUUACAAUAA
Schistosoma bovis is the source of this 231-nucleotide messenger RNA. The record is from the annotation of a GenBank genome assembly. NCBI's taxonomy places the organism in Eukaryota, Metazoa, Platyhelminthes, Trematoda, Strigeidida, Schistosomatidae.